AGAUGGGAGAGGUGGACAGGGGGGCGGAACUGUAGAUGUCAGUAAGAAAGGUUGGGCCACUCCCACUGGUCUCUGCUCAGAACACAAGCAGGCUGGCAGCACUGUGCCCAUUGGUAAUUGUUCCCCUGUCAUCCACUAGGAACUGACCCAGCGCUGGCAGGACCCGCCCGUGAGUGCUGGGGCAGGAGGUGUUAGAUACACAGCAAUGGCUACAGUCUGUUCAUCCUUAUCAGCAUAAUGCUUGUCACCGGCUCACCUGUCCUACCGUGAGAGCGACUGUAACCCUGCAAGACCCUAGGAUGCCAAGCACCGUGCUGUGGGCAACAGAUAUUUUCGGAAAGGUUUUUGCUUUGUCGGCAGAUGGCCAGCAAUGGGUGCCCUGUAAGAACGGGAGUGUAGAAUUCAAGCGAGUAUCUGCGGUACAGUCAUGUUGCUGGGGGGUCGGCUGCAACCAUCAGAUAUAUGUUUAUGUCCAUGCCACUGAUCUUCCCAUAAAGUAUCAAGAAGAAACCUAUGAGAAUCAGCGUUGGAAUCCAGUGGACGGAUACUGUGAGAAGCUUCUGCCCAGUGACCGCUGGCAGUGGAGCGAUGUUACGGGGUUACAGCACCAGCAACUAGACAACUUUGUGCUCCCCUCGCCUCACUGGGAGUGGGAGUCUGAUUGGUAUGUGGAUGAGAAUAUUGGUGGAGAGCCCACAGAAAAAGGGGGCUGGAGCUAUGCUAUAGAUUUCCCAGCGGCAUACACCAAGGAUAAAAAGUGGAACUCCUGUGUGCGCCGGAGGAGAUGGAUCCGAUACAGAAAAUACAAAUCAAGAAACACCUGGGCUAAGAUUCCGUCACACGAGGAUAACAAGAAGUUACCAGAUCCUUUUAAUGAAAUUACUGUUGGAGGUUGGGAAAUCACUGAUGAGCCUGUAGGACGUCUGUCAGUCUGGACAGCUUCUUUACAAGGAAAGGUUUGGUACCGAGAGGAUGUCUGCCAAAACAACCCUGAGGGUUCAUCCUGGACUGAAGUAGAAACCCCUAGUGAAGUGGUACAGAUCAGCUGUGGUCCAAAUGACCUGCUGUGGGUUUCCCUUUGGCAAGGCCAAGCCAUGGCGAGAGAAGGUAUCAGCAGGAAUAACCCAAAAGGAAGUUCAUGGACCAUUGUUGAAGCACCAACUCCUGAGAAUGGCAUAAUUCAUGUGUCUGUUGGAGUGAACGUGGUAUGGGCUGUGACUAAGGAUCGUAAGGUAUGGUUUAGGCGUGGAGUAAACUCCCAUAACCCAUGUGGCACUGGCUGGAUAGAGAUGGUGGGAGAGAUGGCGAUGGUGGAUGUUGGAUUAAAUGAUCAGGUAUUCGGAGUUGGAUAUGAAGAUCGGGCUGUUUAUUUUCGACAGGGUGUCACUCCUAGUGAUCUAAGUGGGAAAGCUUGGAAAGCCAUAGUGGUACCAAGGGGAAAUGAGAGGUCCAACUCAGAAAGUCCAACUAGCCUUCUCAGCGCAGGCUGUUUUUUCGGUGAUGAAGUCAAGGAGCAUUCUGAUUCAACCAUCCAUUCUGACCUAGACAGCUCUUCAGAACCCGAGCAGACUGUUGUGCAGGAAAGCUGUUCUGAUUCUUCUGAACCUGCUGAUGUUGCUCCCAGUCAGCACGAGGAGCCCAAGGAUGAAGAACUAAGUGCAGUUUUAGAUAAAACCAAUGAAGACACUGCCCUCUCAGAGGGACCCCUGCCAAAAGCUGGAGCACCUAAAUGGACAAACAUUGACUUGGUGGAAGCACGUAUUAAUCCAGCCAGAGCUUCAGGUGAUAUGACUGGCUUGUCUCCGAUUGGAAUAUUCGCUCCAGGAGAAGAAGUGAAUGAUACACAUCAUUUGUGGACCUGGGUAUCUGGGGGUGGCUGCUGUGUUGAGUCCCAUACACCUUUGAAAUGGUUUACACUACAGACAGGUCUAUCGGCUUCCAUGCAGUCACUUACCUUGUCCAUCACCCCGGCCCACACUGCAGCCUGGAGGAAGCAGAUAUUUGACCAGCUCAGUGAUCGCUCCGAACGAGAACUUGACAGUUUCCGGCACUAUGGGCAAGCUGUAGAACAGUCCGUAUGGGUGAAGACCGGAGCUCUGCAGUGGUACCGGGACUGGAAACCAAACAAGUGGAUUGAUGUCCGUGUGGCUCUUGAAUAGCUCACAGGCACAGAUGGCUCACGAGACAACAUUCUCUUUGUAUAUUACACUCACGGGGACGAUAAGAAGUACAUACAUAUAUUUCUGAAUGAAGUGACCAUUUUAGUGCCUGCCGCUAAUGAAGCUAAACACUCCUUUGCCAUCUACACUCCAGAAAAGACGAAACAAAGAUGGCCGAUACGGCUGGCCGCCGCCACAGAGCAGGAAAUGCAUGACUGGCUUGUGCUAUUAAGUGUGUCCUGCUAUGAAAGCAGAAAGUUAAAGGGCCCACCAUCCAGUCAAGCUAUCUGGUCCGUUACCUGCAAAGGGGACAUCUUUGUCAGUGAGCCCACAGCGGAUCUCGAGUCUCUGGCGAACGCCAGGUCAUGUGACCAGAUGUUUUGGCGUCAGAUUGGGGGACACCUCAGGGUGGUGGAGAGCAGCAGCACUGGAGUUGUGUGGGGGCUCGGCUGUGACCAUGCGGCAUGGGUUUAUACUGGCGGUUAUGGUGGGGGUUUCUUUCCAGGUGUCGCUAGCAGCACAGACAACAUAUUUCCACAGACUGACACAGAAUGUGUGUACAUCUAUGAGAAUCAGAGGUGGAAUCCCAUUACUGGAUACAGCAGCAUAGGCCUGCCAACAGACAGAUACAUGUGGAGCGAUGCUUCUGGAUUACAGGAGUGUACAAAGACCAACACAAAGCCUCCAUCACCACAGUGGACAUGGGUGUCAGAAUGGUAUAUAGACUUUAAUGUGCCUGGUGGAACAGACAGAGAAGGGUGGCAGUUUGCUGCUGAUUUUCCAGCAUCCUAUCAUGGGUACAAGACCAUUAAGGACUUUGUUCGCCGGAGAAGCUGGGCCAGAAAAUGCCGCAUAGUGACAAGCGGGCCUUGGCUGGAAGUCCCUCCUAUCUGCCUGUGGGACAUCUCCAUAUCUCCGAGCAGUGGAAGUCACAACUGUGAAUCGAUAGCUCUGUGGGCAAUAAGCAACAAGGGAGACGUACUGUGUCGACUCGGCGUCACAAAGCAGAGUCCAAGUGGUUCCUCUUGGCUCCAUGUUGGCACAGAUCAGCCGUUUAUCUCAGUCUCUGUCAGAGGAUGCCUCCAGGUGUGGGGAAUAGCAAGAGACGGUUCUGCUUUCUACCGUGGCUCAGUAUCACUUUCCCAGCCUGCCGGUGACUGCUGGUAUCAUAUCCCCUCUCCUCAGAAGCAAAAGCUGCAGCAGGUCUCUGUCGGACACACGUCGGUGUUUGUUGUGGAUGAAAAUGGAAACUUGUGGUUCCGCCAUGGAAUUACCCCUACCUACCCCCAAGGAACAACGUGGGAGCACAUGUCAAGUAAUAUCCGAAAGGUGUCUGUGGGGCCCCUUGACCAGAUCUGGGUAAUCGCAGACAAAGUUCAAGGAAGUCACAGUCUGAGCUGUGGAACUGUCUGUCAUCGCUUGGGGGUGCAGCCAAUGCAGCUAAAGGGACAUUCAUGGGACUAUGGAAUCGGGGGAGGUUGGGAGCACAUUUCUGUAAGAGGAAACGAGGCAGAAGUGGGUAAAACCCUGCGACUAGAAGAAAACGCCACUCAGAAACCAGAUCCACAGGAAGGAACAGAGAGUCAGCCUUCUCCUCGCAUGUAGCAAACUGCUGACUCCCUGCAAUGCAAGACUGUCUCUGAACUGGCCUUUUGGAAAUGGACGUUAUAGUUGAUACAAUCCUACUUCAGUAUGACUAUGAGGAUUUUCAUUUAUCCAAGUCAUGGUAUAUCUGGUAUAGGUAAAUCUAAAAACAACUGGACUUACUGAGUAAUCAAUGAAGACGUUUCACUAGUCAUCCGAGCAGCUUCUUCAGGUCAUCAACUGCUGCUGAUGAGUAGUCUUCAAUGAUUACUCAGCAAGUCCAGUUGCUUUAGAAUUACUUAUACUAGUCCUACUUCGGUACUUUUCAGUACUGUUUUGCUUGGAAAACAGAUCACUUAUUUAUUUAGCAUGUUGUGGGAAUUGUUUAGCUUCCAAAGUGGCAAACUGGGAAACCACCCCGAGCCAUUUUAGCCCUAAAUAUAUAGGGAGGGGGUUGAUGUUUUCUUAAAGCAAUCAUAUUAAAGGAAAACUAUACCCCCAAAAUGAACACUUAAGCAACAGAUAUUUCAUAUCAUAUUAAGUGGCAUA
Molecule: messenger RNA, 4292 nt
Organism: Xenopus laevis (African clawed frog)
Lineage: Eukaryota; Metazoa; Chordata; Amphibia; Anura; Pipidae
Gene: tecpr1.S
Product: tectonin beta-propeller repeat containing 1 S homeolog
Exons: 25
Source: RefSeq, a predicted model, not a curated record